AUGAAUUUUACGCCCAAGGAGACGAACUUCGCCACAACAGUAAAAAAAAUCAUCAAAGAAUGCAAGGAUAAUCCUCAUGAACCAAUUAGCGUCAAUAAAAUAGUGGAAUCUGAAAACUGCGAGAAGCGAAGGUUAUAUGAUUUAUUUAAUGUUCUUUGUGCGGUCGGAUUAUGCACCAAAACAAUGCAUAAAUUGUACUUAUGGAAUGGCGAUGAAAAUAUGCUCAGAACUAUCCAACAAGAAUAUGAACGAGUUGAAUCUCUCGUCAUAUCAAGGGAUAUGUGGGAUAUUUUCAAGAUGCCAGAAUCACCUCCAAUAGGUCAAUUAACAUUGGCAAUCAUUCUUGUUUAUUUGUUCUUUGGUACUGAGGAAAUGACUCUUAAACAAAUCUGCUUAAUCAUGACGCAGAAACGCUCCAAGAUGAACAGAUUGUUAAGGAGAUUGUACUUGGCAGCCUUCUUCUUAGAACAAAUCGGAGUAAUUACUCAUGCCUCCCAUAUUGGCUCUUACAAAUUAGCAAUUGAUACAGAAACAAUCAUAUCUACUGCAUUUGCUGAUAUGAAAGCUAGAUAUGUCUUUCCAAUCGACUCUAUUGCUUCUCAGCUUGCCACUAUUGACAACAAUUAUCUUGACGGUAUUAAGGCAACUCGAAAGGAGUUAUUAAUACAGAAGAUGAAAGCUUCUCAUAUCUCUGUCGCCAAUGGUUUUACCCAUGAGGUUGAACAAGACCAAGAUCAGGAAUUAUCACCCGAUCCUCUUUCGCCAGUGAAGAUGAUCGAAUUAUACUAA
Molecule: messenger RNA, 789 nt
Organism: Trichomonas vaginalis G3
Lineage: Eukaryota; Parabasalia; Trichomonadida; Trichomonadidae
Product: e2F-like (mammalian transcription factor) family
Exons: 1
Coding region: 1-789 (262 amino acids)
Biological process (GO): regulation of DNA-templated transcription
Cellular component (GO): transcription regulator complex
Source: RefSeq, a predicted model, not a curated record